Messenger RNA from Camponotus floridanus (Florida carpenter ant), 2107 nucleotides. It is a transcript of the gene Shc, whose product is annotated as SHC-transforming protein 1. Bases 482 to 1810 code for a protein of 442 amino acids. The transcript is spliced from 11 exons. Gene Ontology annotation, biological process: intracellular signal transduction; cell surface receptor protein tyrosine kinase signaling pathway. Gene Ontology annotation, cellular component: plasma membrane. The record is from RefSeq and is a predicted model, not a curated record. Gene Ontology annotation, molecular function: receptor tyrosine kinase binding. NCBI's taxonomy places the organism in Eukaryota, Metazoa, Arthropoda, Insecta, Hymenoptera, Formicidae.
CAACUGAUCGGAUAAAAUAUUUUGUACGAUGUGUGUGUAUAAGAUGGUGUGUAGAUAGUUGAUUUGCGUGGUGUGAACGCUAUCAUUGAGUAGUACGCCAGUUUACAUUUACGUUUAUGGUAUAUGUAAUAUACGUCAAUGAUCCAUCUCAUCAACUCGAUAGACGUCAGAAUAAUCGGUGACAAAUCGAAGCGAAAGUCCAAAGAUUCCUCGCAGUGAGCAGCGCGUCAUUGUCGGGUCACGAAUAAAUGAUUCAGUAAUCAUUCGCGUUAGGUAUGAUUUCACUCAAUAGAGUAUAUUAAUGUGGACGAACUCAUCUGACGUUGACAAUUUGAAUGUCUUGACAUUUUGGGCGUGAUGGGUACAAGGAGAUUUGCAUAUGUGUUACUUCCUCGUGGUAAUUUUCGGAUCGUGAUAUGAUUAAAGAGAGAAAAAGAUCUCCCAUUUCUUUUUAAUAUAUACGUAUAUACAUUUGAAAGCAAUGGCUGCAGGAGGUAGCAGCUUCAUAAGUAAACCAGCCAGAGGUUGGUUACAUCCAGAUCAUCUAGUAAGUAAGGAAGGAAUUACUUAUACAGUAAAGUAUAUUGGAUGUCUUGAAGUAUAUACAUCUAUGAAAAGCUUAGAUUUUGAAACACGUUCGUGUGUAGCUAAAGAAUGUAUAAACAGAGUUUGUGAAGCUGCUGGAUUAAAAUCUGCUGACAAAAAGAGAAGGGUUGAUAGAAAAGUGUUAAGAGCAAUAGCAGAUAAACCUCGUAUGGAACACACUGCUGCUACUGUUAAUUUAACUAUUAGCAGUUGUAGUUUAUCUUUAACAAAUAUUGAAAAUGGACAUAUUAUUGCUAAACAUGACAUGCCACGUAUAUCUUUUGCUUCAGGUGGUGAUACGGAAAUACUGGAUUUUGUUGCAUAUGUGGCUAAAAAUAUGCAAGAGUGGCGAGCGUGUUAUGUGCUUGAAUGUGCAGGUGGUUUAGCACAGGAUGUUAUAUCCACUAUUGGACAAGCAUUCGAGCUUAGGUUCAAAGAAUUUCUUACAAAACCAAGUUCUUUGCAUCCUGUACUAAAUGGUGUUCGAGAAGCAGAUAGAGAUUAUUACAAUGAUCUACCAGGCAAAGUACCACCUGACAUUGGCCCACCACCGGUACCACCUUUACCUACUACUACAUCUACACUGCCUAAUCUAAAGCAUCAUCCAAAUCAUACAUCACGCAUUCAUGCACAAAAUACCGCAAUGGAUUUAUUUUCCUCUGCCACUGAUAGACAGCACCAGGAGUGGGCAGAAACUGGGAAUCUAAUUGAUUUGAACUCAGAUGGUACUAUAUCCUCUGCAACAAAUCUAAAUACAAUGCCUGAACACAAUUAUGUUAAUGAUAGUGUCAUAGCUGCAAACAGAGAUAAUCACCGUGAUCCAGCAUCACUUUUUGAUGUUUUUGAUAUGCAGCCCUUCAGUUCUGCAAUAUCGGAUAUGAAUAGACUAAGUCCUCGAUCACAAAAACAACAAUUAAAACAAGAAAUAUGGUUUCAUGGAAGUGUUAGUCGAUCCGAAGCGGAAUCUAUGCUUACUAGAGAUGGUGAUUUUCUGGUUCGAGAAUCACAAGGUUCCCCUGGUCAAUAUGUUUUGACUGGUAUGAAUAAUGGUACUCCAAAACAUUUAUUAUUAAUUGAUCCUGAAGGUGUUGUUCGCACAAAAGACCGUGUAUUUGAUAGUGUAAGUCAUCUAGUGAAUCAUCACUGUGACAAUGUGUUGCCUAUCAUAUCUGCUGAUAGUGUUUUAGUACUGCGUUAUCCUAUUCCCAGGCAUACAAAUUACUAAUUUUUGUAAUAAUGACGAAUAUUAAACAUAGAUUUAGCAAAGAUUUUCUAAAUAGUUAUUUUGCAUGUCUGCAUGUGAAAAUCUUUGGUAAAUCUAGUUUCCGUGAUAUUUUUAAAAUCAGUCACUUCAUACAAAAACAUAUAUGUAUAUUGUUUGUAGUAUCUUUUUAUUGUAUAUGAAUAGAUGAUUUAUGAAUAUUUGUCUCUCUGUGAAUCCUUAUAAAAUGUGCCAAUCCAGCCAAAGUAAUUAAUAGUAUUUAAUUUCUGUAAUUCUCUCUCUCUCUCUCUCUUAUGAGAA